GCCAGAACCGCAGUCGGCGACCGGUCUGUCGGGAGCUGCGAGUUGAGCACCGAGCCCCGGGGGUCUGAGAUUGGCCCAGGACGGCGAUGCGGGGCGGCGGCAGCGGCCCUGCGGGGCUGCGGGGAGCAACCGUCUUCCUGGCGGCCGCGGUGGCCUCCGCCUCCUGCUGCCCUUCGUCCCCAGGAUUCAGUAAUUGCAAAGGGCGAAGUCUGAUCGGCCACAACACCCUGAAUGGAACCUGGUGGAUGAGUUCUCUAGUAAAGUCCUCACCAGCGGACUGACCACGGUCUUUCUUCCAUAGUCUACACCAUCGUUUUUAUCAUUGGCAUCCCCAAGCCAACGUCUGGCUCUAUGGGUCUUCCUCUUCCGGACCCCAAAGAAAGCAUCCAUCUGUCAUCUAUAUUGGCCAACCUGGCCUUGGCGGACCUCCUCUCUGUCAUCUGGUUCCCCCUUAAAGACUCCUACCACAUCAAUGGCAAACAACUGGAUUUACGGCGAAGGCCUGUGUAGAGUCAUGAUUGCCUUUUUCUAUGGCAACAUGUACUGCUCCAUCCUCUUCAUGACCUGCCUCAGCGUUCAGAGGUACUGGGCCGUGGUGAACCCCAUCGCCUACUUCUGGAGGAAGUCAAAUGUGGCUCUGGGCAUUUCCUCUGUCAUAUGGCUGCUGAUCAUGCUGUCGACCAUCCCCUUGUACGUCAUGAAUCAAACCGUCCACAUCCCAGCCCUCAACCUCACGACGUGCCACGACGUCUUGCCCGAGGCGGUCCUGGCAGGGGACAUGUUUAACUAUUUUCUCUCCCUGGCCAUUGGGGCCUUCCUGUUCCCAGUCUCCCUCACCACAUCUGUCUACGUGCUGAUGAUCAAGGUUCUCAAUUCUUCCCAAAUAGACGAAAACAGCGGGAAAAAGCUGAAAAGGGCUGUCAAGCUCAUCAUCAUUGUGAUGACCACACACCUGAUCUGCUUCACCCCCAGUAACAUCCUGCUCGUGGUGCACUAUUCUCUGAUUCGCACCCGGGGCCAAAGCUUUAUCUACGCUGGGUAUAUCGUAGCCUUGUGCCUUUCCACCCUCAACAGCUGCAUCGAUCCUUUCAUCUACUACUUCGUCUCCCAAGAUUUUCGGGAUCACGUGAAGAACACCCUCCGCGGCCGGAGCGUCAGGACGGUGAAGAGGAUUCAAGUGUCUCUCAUGUCAAAGAGGUACCCCAGGAAGUGCAGCACCUACACUUCCUCCUACUCCUCCAGCUCAACCAACAUUAAGUCCUCUUCCUGAGGUGUUGGACUUUGGAGGCAGCAUCCUGCUGAGUGUUUGACCCUGCUGAGCAUUUGUCAUUCUGCAUCCCCAUUUGCUCUGUUUACAAAAUGGUGGUCACCUGUACCAGAAGCCCUUGCUCCUGAGGGGUUGGAAGAUUCCAUGAGAAUUGGAGGCAGGGCCCUCCGAACCACUGACUCCACUGACCGAAUGACAACUUCAGAAAUGGUCGGAAAAAGGCAGAACAGUGGAAUCUGGAAUUUCAGAUGAUGUCGGACCCACUGGGUGGCCCAGUGAUUAGUGUGCUUGUUCAAGCUGAUCGCUUCAGUUCUGGGGACUGUUCAUGGCACGAUUUAUUGGGUCAGAACCACAGUCCAUCCAGAUGGAACAGGAUUCUGUCUUCAGCAGAGGCCACAGGAUGGGUCAGAACCACAGUUCAUCCAGAUAGAACAGGAUUCUGUCUUCAGCAGAGGCCACAGGAUGUUUGGAGGAACCAAGUGAAAGUUAUGUGCCUUCUAUUUCUGAACACAGAACUUCAUGCUUAAAUGUAUUAUUUAAACGAAUGCUUUUUGAUAAAGAAAAGAAAUUCACUGUACCCCUGGGGCCAAUACCUGAGGAAAUGACCAUUUUUGAGGCGUCAGAACUGUGCGCCCCACUUCCAGUG
Ornithorhynchus anatinus (platypus) is the source of this 1913-nucleotide messenger RNA. It is a transcript of the gene F2RL1, whose product is annotated as F2R like trypsin receptor 1. Gene Ontology annotation, biological process: thrombin-activated receptor signaling pathway; phospholipase C-activating G protein-coupled receptor signaling pathway; positive regulation of Rho protein signal transduction. Gene Ontology annotation, molecular function: thrombin-activated receptor activity. The transcript has 2 exons. Bases 473 to 1270 code for a protein of 265 amino acids. The record is from RefSeq and is a predicted model, not a curated record. NCBI's taxonomy places the organism in Eukaryota, Metazoa, Chordata, Mammalia, Monotremata, Ornithorhynchidae. Gene Ontology annotation, cellular component: membrane.